Messenger RNA from Manis pentadactyla (Chinese pangolin), 773 nucleotides. Its product is annotated as cytochrome c oxidase assembly factor 5. The transcript is spliced from 3 exons. Gene Ontology annotation, biological process: mitochondrial respiratory chain complex IV assembly. Bases 104 to 328 code for a protein of 74 amino acids. The record is from RefSeq and is a predicted model, not a curated record. NCBI's taxonomy places the organism in Eukaryota, Metazoa, Chordata, Mammalia, Pholidota, Manidae. Gene Ontology annotation, cellular component: mitochondrion.
GCCAGUUUCCGGUCUCCUGUCUCGGAAGUCGCUCGCCCCCGCCGGGCGGGCAGCCGUUGUGAACGGAAGCGGGUUGGGCCGACGGCGAGCUGGAGGCAUCGCCAUGCCCCGGUAUUACGAGGACAAGCCGGAGGGCGGCGCGUGCGCGGGCGUGAAGGAGGACCUGGGCGCCUGUCUGCUGCAGUCUGACUGUGUGCUCCAGGAAGGAAAAUCCCCUCGGCAGUGUCUGAAGGAAGGAAACUGCAAAGCUUUGAAAUACUCAUUUUUUGAAUGUAAAAGAUCAAUGCUGGAUACUAGGUCAAGAUUCAGAGGAAGAAAAGGAUAUUGACACUAUACAAUGUUGAAACCAAGAUGAAAACAACAAAGGAUUUCCUAUGGCCAUUAAAACAGAGACGCCAAAAUGGGAAACACACAUUUUGCUACAGUUGUUUAGUUGUACCAUUUUCUUCACUCCUUGGAACACUGGAAAACAUGGAUGAGUUCUGCUUUUGAAUAUAUUAUAAAAUGAAUGAUUCUCCUACUCUUAUUUUUAGAAGAAAAAUGUACCUGAAUUAUGAGCUAAGUGUAAUAAAUGUUUUGAGAUGUGUUUUAAAGCAAAGAGAAUGGAAAGAUUGUUAUUUUCAAACUCCACUCCUCAACCAAAUGACACAAUUUGUAUACAUCCUUUGUGACUAUUAUCAAGGCCACUGAUGGAACUGUUAAAAUUGGUGCCACAGAGCCUGGGGAGAAAAUGUCUAUCAGGAAAGUUCAAGAUAAAACUUUCUUUUAUUCAA